CUACAUGCAGAUACCUCUUGUUAUCAAUCAAAUUCAUUUAUUCAAAAUCUCUUCAUCGACGCUUCCAAUCGUUCAGUUCUUCUUCUUGCAAGAUUAGUCCCAGUAAUUAAUGGGUUGUUUGUAUUUUCUUAGAAAGGACACAAUGGAAGAAAAGAUUAAUAAGGAGCACCAGGUUUGCACAUCCGAUGGAGCUAUUGAUAGCCAUGGUCAUCCUGCAGUUCGAAAGAAAACGGGUGACUGGGUUGCUGCAAUUUUGAUUUUAGUGAAUCAAGGGCUUGCUACUUUGGCAUUCUUUGGAGUUGGAGUGAAUUUGGUACUGUUUUUGACGAGAGUGAUGGGUCAAGAUAAUGCUGAAGCAGCCAACAGUGUGAGCAAGUGGACAGGGACGGUUUACCUCUUCUCUCUUCUUGGAGCCUUUCUUAGUGACUCUUACUGGGGAAGGUAUAUGACCUGUGCCAUCUUCCAGGUCAUAUUUGUUAUUGGUUUGGUGUCAUUAUCACUAUCAUCUUACAUAUUUCUACUGAAGCCUAGUGGUUGUGGAAAUAAAGAGUUACCAUGUGGAUCACACUCAUCAUACCAAACGAUUUUAUUCUAUGUUUCCAUAUACCUAAUAGCUCUAGGAAAUGGAGGAUACCAACCUAACAUUGCUACAUUUGGGGCUGAUCAAUUUGAUGAAGGAGAUCCCAGGGAACAACAUUCAAAAAUUGUAUUUUUCAGCUAUUUUUAUUUGGCUUUGAACAUUGGGUCACUCUUCUCCAACACCAUAUUGAAUUAUUUUGAGGAUGAUGGACUAUGGACUUUGGGGUUCUGGGCUUCAGCUGGCUCUGCUGCUCUGGCAUUGAUUUUGUUUCUUUGUGGCACACGAAGGUAUAGAUACUUUAAGCCUAAUGGAAACCCUCUUCCUAGAUUUUGCCAAGUUUUUGUGGCUGCUACAAGAAAAUGGAAGGCCAAGGUGCUACAAGAUGAUAAACUUUACGAGGUUGAUGAAUUCUCAACCAAUGAAGGGAGAAAAAUGCUCCACACCGAAGGAUUCAGGUUCUUAGACAAAGCAGCAUUUAUCACAUCAAAGAAUUUCAAACAAAUGGAAGAGAGUAAAUGCAGUCCAUGGUAUCUAUCCACUGUGACACAAGUAGAAGAAGUGAAAUGCAUACUAAGACUACUCCCAAUUUGGCUAUGCACCAUAUUGUACUCAGUUGUUUUUGCUCAAAUGGCGUCACUUUUUGUGGAGCAAGGUGAUGCCAUGGACACCAGAAUUUCAAGGUUCCACAUUCCUCCAGCAAGCAUGUCCACCUUUGACAUUCUAAGUGUAGCUGUUGUCAUCUUCAUUUAUAGGCGAGUUCUCGACCCUCUCGUGGCUAGAACAAUGAAAUCAAAAGGACUCACUGAGCUUCAAAGGAUGGGAAUUGGCCUAGUCCUAGCAAUUAUGGCCAUGGUCUCAGCAGGAUUGGUAGAACACUUUAGGCUAAAGAAUGCAAUAGAAGAUUGCAAUGAAUGUGAAGGGUCUAGUUCGCUUUCCAUAUUUUGGCAAGUGCCACAAUAUGUGCUUGUGGGAGCAUCAGAGGUUUUCAUGUAUGUGGGUCAAUUAGAGUUCUUCAAUGCACAAACACCUGAUGGAUUAAAGAGCUUUGGUAGUGCACUUUGCAUGACUUCAAUAUCACUAGGAAACUACGUUAGUAGCUUGCUUGUUGCAAUUGUGAUGAAGAUUUCUGCCACUGAUGAGAUGCCAGGAUGGAUCCCAGGAAACUUGAACAAAGGACAUUUGGAUAUGUUUUACUUCCUCUUAGCAGCACUCACUGCAGCAGACCUUGUAAUUUAUGUACUAAUGGCUAGGUGGUAUAAAUAUAUCAAAUUUCAAGGGAACAAUGAUAAUGGCAUCAACAAAGAAGACCCUGAAGUAGGACUGUAGAUAAACUACAGGGGAAUAGUGGACUCUUUGCUGUGACACUAGAGAAAUUCAAUUUUGCAUUUCGCCUAGUGGAGCAAAGAUACUACGAAUUGAUUGUGUUGGUGUAUUAUAAAUAAAAUUGUUUUAUAUAUUAGAAAAUAUAUUUAUUUUGGUGCAUA
Glycine soja is the source of this 2064-nucleotide messenger RNA. RefSeq names its product protein NRT1/ PTR FAMILY 7.3-like. The transcript is spliced from 5 exons. Gene Ontology annotation, cellular component: membrane. The record is from RefSeq and is a predicted model, not a curated record. NCBI's taxonomy places the organism in Eukaryota, Viridiplantae, Streptophyta, Magnoliopsida, Fabales, Fabaceae. Gene Ontology annotation, molecular function: transmembrane transporter activity. Bases 110 to 1906 code for a protein of 598 amino acids. Gene Ontology annotation, biological process: transmembrane transport.